AUGCCCAACAUACGCGUCGAACCGACCGCGGAGGCUCACAUCGCCCGCUACUACCGCUUGAUCGAAGUCAUCAAGGGUGAGGCCGCCGUAGAGCCACGUCUCCUACCCGUAUCUCGGGGCGAAUGGCUGUCGUGGGCCAACUGCCGUGGUCUCUUCGAGUCCUACUGCAAGGCGGUCACCGAUGACCCGAACUCCGUUCCAUCGCCGUACUCCUUCAACGACGUCGUCGAGGUCAUGAACUACAUCGACGAGAUCUUCCAGCGCUACAAGCUGCCUCACGACUCGUUGGGCGCGCCCUAUCCGACCAUCGCCUGGUCCGAGGAGUCCGUCCUGCAUCGCGAGGCUGUUGACGAGCCUCUGGCUCCGGUCUCCUACCAACUCGACCCACUGUAUGUGCCGGAGUAUCGCCGCUUGCCCGACAGCUUCAAUCACUUGGCUAACGCCGUCCACCGCCUGAACGAGGACCAGCAGGAGAUUCGUAGGAUCCUCGGGUCGCUCUCUACGAGCGUCGCCGAGCUGGGAGGGCACGAGCGAGGCAUUAACUUCAGCGAGCCUGUUCGAGACACGAUGGGAGCGUAUCAGCGCAUGAACACAACGCCCAACUGGUGUUCACCUAGGUCGGGCCAUGGCCAAGCACCCCCGCUGCUCGUGCCGGUCUCAUCAAAGCAGCCUGACUUGGACCUGGGCCUGAAGCUGUAUGUGUCCAUGCGCGAGCGUAAGGACACCCACUCGUCCACUCAGCAACAGUCGUGUGCUGCGGCGGCGAGUUUUGCAGAAGGACCGGAACCUCGUCAAGACUCAGAUUUCAGUUGUGCAUGUGUAGCACUCAGUAGGCCCUUAGGCUAUUAG
Messenger RNA from Rhodofomes roseus, 849 nucleotides. RefSeq lists its product as uncharacterized. The coding region runs from base 1 to 849 and encodes 282 amino acids. The transcript has 5 exons. NCBI's taxonomy places the organism in Eukaryota, Fungi, Basidiomycota, Agaricomycetes, Polyporales, Fomitopsidaceae. The record is from RefSeq and is a predicted model, not a curated record.